This is a messenger RNA of Canariomyces notabilis, 1795 nucleotides long. RefSeq lists its product as uncharacterized. The transcript has a single exon. Bases 158 to 1546 code for a protein of 462 amino acids. Gene Ontology annotation, molecular function: DNA-binding transcription factor activity, RNA polymerase II-specific; zinc ion binding. Gene Ontology annotation, biological process: regulation of DNA-templated transcription. The record is from RefSeq and is a predicted model, not a curated record. NCBI's taxonomy places the organism in Eukaryota, Fungi, Ascomycota, Sordariomycetes, Sordariales, Chaetomiaceae.
CGAUAUCCCAACCCCCUGGACUGGAGCCUAGGAGUGACGAUCCGAUGGGACCGAUGGGUUCAAAGACCCUUCUUCAACGGGGUUGAAUUGCUCAAGCUUAACGGAUGUGCAGACCACACAGUGUCGUCUUUUUGGUUUCAUCGAAUAAGGACAGAGGAUGACAUUCCACACUCAGUCGGAGUCUAUACUUUCUUCGAGUAAGAGGUCAGCAUGCGAUCGCUGCCGCCACCAAAAGCUGCGAUGUCCUCGCGGGGAGCAUGCUAGCGAUUCGGAACCCUGCAACAGAUGCGCCCGGCUUGGAACGAAAUGCGUCACCAGCUACCGGCAACCUCUUGGUCGUCGUACCCGAAGUGCUUCUACUGCUUCAGCAACCCAAGAUUCGGAUGAGACCAGGGCACCAUAUUUAUCUCAGCUUUCGGGCUCGUUUCGCUUCGAGCAACCUCCUUCCCAUGCCAUUUUGCCAGAAAGGGAGAGUCACAGUACUUCAACGCUCUUCGACCAUGUAUCUGUCGGACCCGUCCUAGAUGCGGAACCUCACUUCUCUUAUAGAGGGCAUCACGAGACGCAGAAUCAGAUGUGGUCUCAUAUUUCAUGUUCUGGGAACCUCUUUGCCUUGGGUGUUCUUUCUGAGCCUACGCCUCCCAGUCACAGCAGCAAUGCUGAAAUAGAAUCUGGUUCUAUCGAGAUAGAGCAGGAAUAUCACGGUCAUCACGGACUGAGGAAGGGGUCUGCGUUCACCCCUGUCCGAGAAUGCGACCAGCGUUUGUCUCAGCUAAACCUGAAUCUUUCGACGCUACUAGACUCUCACUCUCCUUGGUUGGCUCGAGAGCCCCUUGCAGAGGGCGCUCUACCCCGGGCAUCCAACUCGCCUGCUCGCGAUCAAGCCAGCCCAUACCCUACUCUCGGCAGUCCAGAUCCAUGGAGCGAUGAAACUUUGGGAGACUUGCUUCGGUACAUGGCUGAGUUCAUUUCCAUCAUGCAGUCCUACACCGAAGAAAAUGCAAACGACAGACCACGGCUUGGUACGGUGAUUCAGCUGAAUUUACUUUCUGUUCAUCUACAGAUAGUCGCAAUCUGUGAUGAGCUCUUCCGGUAUCUCUGCCACCAUUUCUGCCAGCCUCUAUGUCCAUCGUCGCCCUCGCCACCCAGCGGUGGUGAAUAUCAUGAGCGCUCGCCGACCAGUACGCUCCGCAGAUCCAAACUUGAAGAAAUUCAGCCACUGCCAGGCCUCCAACUGGCUGGCUUUCAUGUCCAGCAUGGGACGCUGCAGGCCAGGCUGCUUCUGCACACGGUGCUGCAUCACUUCUCUCUGAUGGAGAGAAUGCUUGGACUCCCAGACGAAUGGCGGGUUGUUGGGAAGCGCGAUGCAUCCUGUACUGGGCUUUUGGAAAACGAACAGGGGCGUCUGCUCCUGGAUGCAAUAGGAACAGGUAACGUUAACUGGACUGAACGACAUGAUCCUGAUAUAGAGGGCAACGAGGGGUUGGCAAAGCUGCAUUCACUCAGGGGAAAGAUCAAAACGCUUCAACAGUUUAUAGAGCUAUAAAAUGUGUAACUAGAUCGGGGCGACCCAUUCGCGUUGUGGUUACUUCCGAACGAUGAUCUCUGUCUGCAGCAUGAGCCACGUCGAGUCCUCUCUGUCAGCCCACGCCAGCGUGUCUCUACAGAUUUCGUCAAUAUCUUCCUCCGUUAGACCAAACUGAAGCGCAUUUUUGCGAGAGGGACCAUUCAGAACCUUGGAAAUACCCCGGGCUAUAAAACUUUCAAGUCAGUUUCAUCAUCCCAGCCAGAUACA